Messenger RNA from Parathielavia appendiculata, 750 nucleotides. Its product is annotated as cysteine proteinase. Bases 1 to 750 code for a protein of 249 amino acids. Gene Ontology annotation, cellular component: cytoplasm. Gene Ontology annotation, biological process: protein deubiquitination; ubiquitin-dependent protein catabolic process. The transcript is spliced from 2 exons. Gene Ontology annotation, molecular function: cysteine-type deubiquitinase activity. Lineage: Eukaryota; Fungi; Ascomycota; Sordariomycetes; Sordariales; Chaetomiaceae. The record is from RefSeq and is a predicted model, not a curated record.
AUGGCAAAAAAACACGUCACCAUGCUCGAGAACAAUCCCGAGGUGAUGAACGCCUUGGCCAAGAAGUUGGGUCUCUCCGGCGACCUGGCCUUCUACGACGUCUACUCGCUCGAUGAACCCGACCUCCUAGCCCACAUCCCACGCCCCGCCUACGCUCUACUUGUCAUCGUCCCCAUGACCCCCGCAUGGAAGCAAGACCGCGAAGCAGAGGACGCCGCGCUCGGCGACCCGGCCGGCUACUACCACGGCGGACCAGCCGGUGCCGGGGAGCAGCCCAUCAUCUGGUUCAAGCAGACUAUCCCCGAUGCUUGCGGCUCGUACGGCUUGUUGCACUGCGCCAUUAACGGCCCGGCCGCGAGAUUCAUUCUCCCUGGCACCCUCCUCGAGCAGCUGCGCAACGACGCCAUUCCGCUGCCCAAGGACGAGCGGGCACAAAUGCUCUACGACAACACGGCAUUCGAGGAGGCCCACCAGUCCGUCGCCGCCCUGGGCGAUACCCCUGAGCCCCCGGUCGGGAAGAGCGAGCAUAAGGGCCAUUUUAUUGCCUAUGUCAAGGCGAACGGGCACCUUUGGGAAUUGGAGGGUGGACGGGAUGGGCCGCUGGACCGAGGCGAGCUUGGGGAAGACGAGGAUGUCUUGAGCUCGACGGCGCUGGAGCUGGGCAUGAAGCGGAUUAUCAAGCUGGAUUCGGACGCUGGCGGGAAUGAUCCUCGCUUUAGCUGCAUCGCACUUGCCCCGAGCUCGGCCUGA